AUGGGCUCUCUGUCCUCUCCCGAAUACGAUGUUAUCAUCGUUGGUGGUGGCUUCGCCGGAUGUUACACCCUUGACCAACUCCGAAAGGCUGGAUUCAAGACCCUUGUGAUCGACGACGCAGCCGAUCUUGGCGGUGUCUGGUACUGGAACUGCUACGCUGGAGCACGUGUCGAUACACCCGUGCCUCUCUAUGAGUUCUCUGAAGAAGAGAUCUGGAGGCCAUGGACCUGGUCCGAGAAGUAUCCCGGAAGAGAAGAGAUCCGAAACUACUUCCAGCAUGUCGAGUCCAAGCUACAUCUCAAGAAGGACGUUAUGUUCAACACCCGCGUUGUGAGUGCUGACUUCGACAAAAUCGGUUCCCACUGGACCAUCACCACUGGCGACAAGUCCAUCUUGACCGCCCGAUACUUCAUUCUCUGUACUGGCUUCGCUGCGAAACCAAACAUCCCAGACUUCAAGGGCCUUGAUUCCUUUACUGGCGUCUCAUGUCACACCUCGAAGUGGCCUCAGGAGGGUAUUGACUUCAAGGGAAAGCGAGUUGGUGUCGUCGGUAACGGCUCAAGCGGUCUUCAAGUCAUACAGGAGAUUGCCCCCGAAGUUGAACACCUGACAGUAUUCCAACGCAGCCCAACCUACGCCCUCCCCAUGCGACAAGUUCCCCUUUCUAUUGAGGACCAGAAAAAGGAGACAUACAAGGAGCUUUACGGGCUUCGUAAGAACACUUUUGCUGGCCUGGACUUCGAAUUCAAUCCUCAGGCUUGUGCCGAGACAACCGCAAAGGAGCGCCAGGCAUUUUUUGAGGAGAUUUGGGCAAAGGGCGGACUAUCUUUCUGGUUGGGGACAUAUCAAGAUGUCAUCCGGAACAGAGAAGCCAACCAACACGCAUACGAAUUCUGGCGCAGCAAGGUCCUGGAGCGCGUCCAUAAGCCCGCGAUGCAGGAGCUUCUUGCCCCGGAGAAGCCGCCAUACUACUUCGGAACCAAGCGAGCUACUCUCGAGCAGAGAUACUACGAGGUCUACAACCGUGACAACGUGGCUCUGAUUGACACCAAGGCCAAUGCCAUCGCGGAGGUUGUCCCCGACGGUGUCUUCACCGCCGAUGGCGAGCUGCACAAGUUUGACGUUCUCAUUCUUGCUACUGGCUUUGACUCAGUGACGGGAGGUAUCUUGGCGAUCGAUAUUAAAGGCGAGAAUGGGCAGUCAUUGAAAGAGAAGUGGGCGAAGGGCACAACGACGCACCUUGGAAUGAUGACUGCUGGGUUCCCCAAUGCACUGUUCGUCUACGGGCCUCAAGGUCCGACAUCGUUCUGCAACGGACCUACGUGUGCUGAGCUCCAGGGCGGUUGGAUCCGCGACACACUUGUUCACUUGCGAAAGAACGGCAAACGCUACAUUAACCCUCGUCCGGAUGUUGAGCAAGAGUGGCGAGAACUUGUCAACCGUAUUGGAGACGAGACUCUGCUGCCGCAGACAAAGUCUGAGUACAUGGGGACCAAUAUUCCAGGGAAGCCUAAAGAGAUGCUCAACUUCCUUGGCGGCGUCGUCGAGUAUACUCGACGCAUCAAUGACUCGCUCAACACGGGCUUCCAGGAUUUCACCGUCCAAUGUGAUGGCGGCUUUAUGGGCAUACUGUUCGGCACCAUCGACCAAGAUAUCCGCGAGUUUCACAGGAAAUACGGCAAUGUUGUACGUUAUUCGCCAGAUGCGGUGACAUUUACGACAAGCCAGGCCUGGAAGACUAUCUACGGCCAUGGGCACGGGCAGUUUCCAAAGUACAGUGCCUCCAAGCAACUCGACCCUGACUCCAACAUCCUCGACGCCGAUGAUGUCAACCAUGCUCGGAUUCGCCGAGGAGUAGCCCACGCUUUUUCGCCACGGUCUCUGGCUGACCAAGAGCCGAUCAUUCACGACUAUGUCGAUAAGCUCGUACGAAGGUUAUCAGAUGUGGCUGAGUCCCGAAUGCCGACAGAGAUGUGGAGAUGGUUCCAUAUCGCUUCCUUCGAUAUUAUCGGCGACUUGACGUUCGGAGAGUCUUUGGGUGGUCUCGACAAUAACGAGUUCCAUCAUGUGGUAAGCUCUGUCCUCAUGUUUAUCGAGCGAGCUAGAAAGCUCUUCGAACUUAACACACUACUUGGCCCGCUAUCGUGGAUCGUCUUGCCGAUUUUAGCGCGGGAUGUUCAGAAGGGCUUUAUGGACCAGUUUGACUACACCAGAAAAGCCGUAAACAAGCGAUUGGGGAAUGACUCUGAAAUCAUCCGCAAAGACUUUAUGCAAGGUUUGCUCCGUGGGAGAGACGAGAAGAGUAUUAAUUCCAUCGAAGAGAUCGUCACAAACUCGAAUACCCUCUUCGUCGCCGGGAGUGAUACCACGGCCACUUUGAUGACGGCUUGCACUUUCUACCUCUUAUCGACGCCUCAUGCACACAGAAGAGCAGUUGAAGAAGUCAGAGCGGCGUUCAAGUCACCCGGCGAAAUCAACUUUACGGAUGCUACGGCACGUCUGCCUUACCUCCUCGCUGUGCUCAACGAGACCUUCAGACUCUAUCCACCCGUGCCGACUUCGCUUGAGAGAAUUGUUCCGGACACAAAAGAACCAGUGUACAUUGAAGGAAUGUUUCUCCCUCCAGGGACUCGUGUUGGGGUUCAUCACUCCGCUGCCGGUCUAUCAACUUCCAACUUCGCUGAGCCAGAGAGCUUUGCUCCUGAACGAUGGCUUCCCAGUGUUGCUCAAGACCCUAAGUCUCCAUUUUAUGCGGACAAGCGGGACGCUAUCCAGCCAUUCUCGUAUGGCCCUCGCAAUUGCAUCGGGAAACACUUGGCAUACAAUGAGAUGCGCGUCAUCAUUUCGCGACUGCUAUGGGAAUUCGAUAUGAAGCUCGAUUCGUCUUCGACCAAUUGGACACAGCCAUAUUCUAAGCACAAAGCCUGGUCCAUCUGGAAGAAACCACCUCUGUUGGUGCACAUCAAGAGCCGUCCUUUGGCAAUCUAG
Colletotrichum lupini is the source of this 2988-nucleotide messenger RNA. Its product is annotated as benzoate 4-monooxygenase cytochrome P450. The transcript has 5 exons. Lineage: Eukaryota; Fungi; Ascomycota; Sordariomycetes; Glomerellales; Glomerellaceae. The record is from RefSeq and is a predicted model, not a curated record. Gene Ontology annotation, molecular function: iron ion binding; heme binding; oxidoreductase activity, acting on paired donors, with incorporation or reduction of molecular oxygen. The coding region runs from base 1 to 2988 and encodes 995 amino acids.